Pelobates cultripes (western spadefoot toad) is the source of this 582-nucleotide messenger RNA. The record is from the annotation of a GenBank genome assembly. Lineage: Eukaryota; Metazoa; Chordata; Amphibia; Anura; Pelobatidae.
AUGUGGUCCUCCUCCUUCCCCAGCAGCCUGGCGGUGUGGUCCUCCUCCUUCCCCAGCAGCCUGGCGGUGUGGUCCUCCUCCUUCCCCGGCAGCCUGGCGAUGUGGUCCUCCUCCUUCCCCAGCAGCCUGGCGGUGUGGUCCUCCUCCUUCCCCAGCAGCCUGGCGGUGUGGUCCUCCUCCUUCCCCGGCAGCCUGGCGAUGUGGUCCUCCUCCUUCCCCAGCAGCCUGGCGGUGUGGUCCUCCUCCUUCCCCAGCAGCCUGGCGGUGUGGUCCUCCUCCUUCCCCGGCAGCCUGGCGAUGUGGUCCUCCUCCUCCCCCAGCAGCCUGGCAGUGUGGUUCCCCCCCCCCCAGCUUCUGGCUCCCCCUGUGUCUCCAUCCCUGGCACCCUCCAUGGGCUCCUGCCCUCUGGCUCUGCUGAGCCCCAGCACUCCUCCUCGGGCCCGGUACAGGAGCCGCAGCCCUGGCCCAAGGCUUCAACGGCCCGCUCCGUCUCCCGAUUCUUCCGCCGCCCCUGUUGUCCAACAACAGGGGACAACAGGGGCGGCGGCAUCUGGUGUGGACUGUGCCCCCCCUGGAUGUUAA